Molecule: messenger RNA, 1713 nt
Organism: Sordaria macrospora k-hell
Lineage: Eukaryota; Fungi; Ascomycota; Sordariomycetes; Sordariales; Sordariaceae
Biological process (GO): endocytosis; intracellular protein transport
Cellular component (GO): cytoplasmic vesicle; clathrin adaptor complex
Source: RefSeq, a predicted model, not a curated record
AUGAACGGCGUCAUCGAGGCCCUCCACAUUUUCGACGAGCUCAACAGCCCCAUCCUGUCGCAUACAUACACAUCGCGUCCGCUGUCGCCGUCGUACUUGCUGCCCCUCUACCUCGAACAUGCCGCCCCGAGGCCGAACCUGAUAUACCUUCCUAAUACCAACCCACCAACUCUCGUCUUCAGUCUCAAACAUGCCAACCUUCUGUUUCUCUUAACAACCUCCUCCGAGGUCGAGCCACUGCUCGUUCUCGAGUUUCUCCACCGCAUCGUCGAUUCCUUCGAAGAGUUCCUGGGCACCCCAUUACUGGCCCACAAGAUCGAGAGCAACUACGAUGUCGUGGCCCAGCUUCUCACAGAGAUGUGCGAUGCCGGCACCAUCAACACAACAGAACCCAAUGCGCUGCGCGACCUGGUCGAGGUAGAAGGCUUCAUGGGAAAGCUCCUCGGGAACUUGAACCUCCCCUCGAAACCUACCUUUUCCAACCCAAGCCCAGCCUCUCUUCUCGCCCAGCAGAACACUCUAGCCCUCCCCUGGCGCCGAAAUAACGUGCGACACACCCAAAACGAGCUCUACGCCGACGUGAUCGAAACCCUCUCCGUCACCCUUGCCCCAUCCGGCCGACCUCUCGCCGCCUUCGCCAACGGCACAAUAGCGUUCACCUCCAAGGUUUCGGGAGUGCCCGACAUAGUCGUCACCCUGACCGGUCCAACCGGAAAGCACAACCUCGGCAGCAUCAUCGACCUGCCCGUCUUUCAUCCCUGCGUGCGCCUCGCAAAAUGGCGCGAACAACCCGGUGUUCUCAGCUUCAUCCCGCCCGAUGGCCGCUUCACCCUAGCCGGUUACGAAGUCGACCUCCUCCCGCUGGGCGCCCGGAACAUUGGCAACAUGAGUGCUUCAGCAAACAAUCUCAAACUGCCCGUCAGUCUCGAGGUCAAGACCUGUCUUGGUCCGACAGGUUCCGACUUUGAAGUCCGCCUCACCGUCAACAGGAUCCCCGGUACUGGCGGGGGCAGUGGCAGCGGAGGUGGUGGCUCAUCGUCCAACUACCCGCUCUCCUCAGCCAGCGGCGUCGGUCGUGGCAUGGGAGGCGGUCCCCAACCCGGCACGCCCGCCUUCCCCACGCUUCAAGACCUCACAGUCACGGUCCCCCUACCGGCAGACGUGCGCAACCUCGCCGAGAUCCGCACCGCCAAGGGCGACGCCACUUAUAACCCCGGUGACCGUUUCCUCGAGUGGACUAUUCCCAACAAGGACGUGGCAAGCGGCUUUGCUUCACAUUUCGCUCUGCGCUGCACCGUCGUUGGUCAAUCUUCUGCCGGCGACGACGAAGACGAUAACGACGACCCUACCGGCUUCGGGUUUAACACCUCCGUCGGAGGCCGCGACUGGUCCUACGACGCCGGCGAAGCAGCUCCUUACCAGAGCGCUAGCGAUCUUUUGUCAGGCGGUAGUGGUAAACAACCACUUACAGCCGAGCAAGAAAAGGAGGAAAAGGAGCGCAAGGACGGGAAACUGGCGCAGCAGAACAAGAUCUUGAUGCCCAGCUCGGCGAGCGUGAGCUUUGCGGUUAAAGGGUGGACGGCGAGCGGGAUCAAGGUGGAGAGCAUCUUGCUGGAUCCGAGGAGGAGUAAAGGGCUGGCGGAGACGGUGAGGCCGUUUAAGGGGGUCAAGUAUUUGACUGUUAGUAAGGGGGGUGUGGAGAUUAGGUGCUGA